Messenger RNA from Oncorhynchus gorbuscha (pink salmon), 3062 nucleotides. Its product is annotated as zinc finger and BTB domain-containing protein 7B-like. Gene Ontology annotation, molecular function: protein binding; RNA polymerase II cis-regulatory region sequence-specific DNA binding; DNA-binding transcription factor activity, RNA polymerase II-specific. NCBI's taxonomy places the organism in Eukaryota, Metazoa, Chordata, Actinopteri, Salmoniformes, Salmonidae. The record is from RefSeq and is a predicted model, not a curated record. The transcript has 4 exons. Bases 574 to 2268 code for a protein of 564 amino acids. Gene Ontology annotation, biological process: positive regulation of gene expression; regulation of transcription by RNA polymerase II.
GCUGGCCUAUCGCACCGUGGCCGACCCCCUGUGCCCUGCCCACCCCAGCGGUCCCUCUCCAGCCCCGCCAGAGCCAAUCCGCGGCGGGGUGUAAAGUAGGGCAAGCCGCUUCCUGGUUCAAGGAGGAGCUGCCUGGAGUUGGAAUGGGCCAGCGGAGUCAGAGAGGGGGGAGAACAGCCCAGCGAGCCGGCGGUCUGCAAAGAGAGAGCCGAGGCAGGGGGAUAUAAACGCCGACAGAGAGACAAGAAGAAGCUGAUAUUACAGAGAACUCCCGGGCAAUACGUGGUUCGUCAGAGGGACUGGUGUGAGAUUUUGGACAGUGCCGAGAGAGCAGUGACCCCCGGGGAGCGACGAGGGGGGGAAAGAGGCUGGUGGGAGUGAAUCCAGGAAGUACAGAAGCCGGUCAGGUGGGACGCGACGAGAUAACAUAGGUGACACCGGCGCACAGCGUUGUAUCCCUGGAAACCUUUUGGCUCCGCUGGAGAAGAACAGAAGCAGGAAGACGUGGAAAAUAGAGAGGGAGGAAGAGAGCAGGGACCUGUCCUCCUCUGAGUUUAUGGACUGGAGGUGGCGAUGUCUCCAGGAGAGGACGGUCUGAUCGGGAUCCCCUUCCCAGAGCACAGCAGCGAGAUCCUGUUCCGCCUCAACGCCCAGCGCAGGGCGGGGCUACUCUGUGACCUCACCCUGACCUCGCGGGGUGCCCGCUACCCUACCCACCGCUCCGUCAUGGCUGCCGUCAGCCUCUACUUCCGCGGGCUGUUUGGAGCGGAGGAGGGGGCCGAGGCAGGGGCCGAGGCGGGGGGGGGAGGAGGGUUCAGUGUGUGCCAGCUGGACUGUGUCGCGCCCGAUGCCCUGGAUGCCCUGCUGGAGUUUGCCUACACGGCCACCCUGACCAUCCGCAGCUCUGGCAUGAGAGAUGUGUUGAGAGGAGCUCAGUUACUGGGGAUCCAGUGUGUGGUUGAUGCCUGUAGAGACAUACUGGGGGAGACGGCGGGGGAGGUAGAGUGGGAGACGGGGGAGGAGAGCGUACAGGCGGAGAGGGAGAGAAGGGUGGAGAGGGGGAUGAAGAAAGGCUCCCGGAGGAAGAUAGACAGACGGAGAGUCACCAAGGUGGAGUCAUCGCACCACCAGCCACUGCCUCAUCACCCCAACAUUAACACACACCAGCACCCCUCCACUCCUCCUCCACACCCCUCACCUGUUCAAGACACGGCCCACUCUCAUCCCUCCACCCGACCCCCCAGCCCUGAGCAGGAUGAACACCCCCCCACCACGGGACAGAACGGGGAGCGGAAGCAGGGCAGGGGUGCAGGGAGAGGGAGUACAGCAGUCAACGGAGGGGUGCACUGGCCUCAGGAGCGCCUCCUCGCCCCCAACCCCCCUCUUCCCCUCUCAGACGACAGGCUGUCAGAAGACGAGGAGGAGAUGGAGGGAGUGGGGAACGGUGGGGUGCCCAGCUUUACUUCAGCCCCCCUGGCAGAGCAAGAGGUGGCCACAGGGGCAGGAGGAGGGGGUAGGAAGAGGAAGUCUCAGACCCCCCAGCAGUGUCCUGUCUGUCAGAAGAUCAUCCACGGAGCAGGGAAGCUGCCCAGACACAUGAGAACACACACCGGGGAGAAACCAUUCGAGUGCUCGACCUGCGGGGUCCGCUUUACCAGGAAUGACAAGUUGAAGAUCCACAUGCGUAAACACACAGGGGAGCGUCCGUACCCUUGCCCCCACUGCCCUGCCCGCUUCCUGCAUUCCUACGACCUGAAGAACCACCUGUCUCUCCAUAGUGGGGCACGCCCCUUCGAGUGCCCGCUCUGCCACAAGGCCUUCGCCCGUGAGGACCACCUCCAGCGCCACCGCAAGGGCCUCAGCUGCCUGGAGGUCCGUACCCGGGCACGGCCGAGGCGCGGGCCUGGGGCUGACCACGGGGAAGAGGGCAGAAGGGUUAGAGGAGGAGGAAGAGGGUAUUCUCCAGACCAACUUGAGAAUCUGGCCCUGCAGCCCCACGCCUCAGCAUUCCACCCCCGUGCUGGGAUGGUUAGCCUGGGAGAUGGUGCUGGGGCUGGAGGUCAAAUGGUGUUCCAGGAGGAGGCUGACGGGGAGCAAGCUAUAGCCCUCCUAGGGCCUCACAGGUUACCCUACUCUGGUCUGCUGUGGAGAGGCCUGGAGCUGGGGGUGAGAGGGGUGGAGGGGGAGGAGGCAGGCGGGGGCCACUCUCCUGCACUUCAGCAUGCAAGAUGGGAGGAGGAGGCAGAGGAGGAUGAGGAAGACGAGUGAGAAGAGAGGAAGAGUAGAGCGUGCAUGGAUGUGCAUGUGCGUGUGCGUGUGUGUGCGUGUGCGCGUGCGCGUGUGUGUGUGUGUGGCACCUACAGUAUGGAUGGGGAUCUCACUCAGGUGACUGGACCUCCUUCUUACAAAGCGCUUAGAGAGACUAAACGAUAGAGAAAGAAUCAUGGAAAACGGGUUUCUGUUUUGUCAUUGUUGUUUCAUGGCUCUCUGUUUUUAUUUCAGUUGUCUUUUAUUUCUAUUUUCAUGCUGUGGUUAUUCUUAUUAGCUGUACUUAAAAAGGCUUUAUGUUUUGCACAUAGAUGUGCUGAUGGGGAUAUGGGGUUCUUUUCUCUCACUAUGCAAACUAAAGUCAGGAGAUGAGAAAUGAUGUGUCCAGAUGUAAAACAGAAGAGAAAAUAAAUCCUGUAUUUUUGAGCAGAGUGCUGUUAGAGUAAUAUAACAAUCAGAUGUUACUGAAGUUCAAACAAUGUAUGUACAACAUCCAUCUGGCACUACUAAACCCUAUCACUCUUCAUCUCACUAUACUAGCACUCUCAUUGGGGUAGUAAGAAACCAGAAUCAUCCGGUUUUCAGUGGAAAAGCAGAGAAGACACAAAGUCUGAAAACCGGUAGCUUCCGGUUCCUUCCGACCCACUCAGGUGUUUGUUUUACGCCUGCUAAGUUAGGUAAGUAUAGUAGUAGGUGUGGAAUCUGCUGUUUGACUUUGGGUGUACCCUACUACCCUCUAGUGGUUAUUGGUGGAGCUAGUCGCCAAUGGCAACAAGUCACCAGGUUUCCUAUUG